CUGAGAAUGUGGAAACUCAACAAGAGCGGCAAAGUUCUCCUGGACAAUUCUCCAGAGGAGGAAGAAAGCCAUUUGCAUGAUUCACCACCUCCACCUUCACCAGCGGCCACCUUUUCAGCCCAGAGCAAGGAUCCAUUUCUUCAUGAUGAAGUUUCAUCCUCCGUUUCACAACUUUCAACAAAGGUUCAAGGAGCAGGUUUUCGGGGCUGGAAGGAAGUAACCUCUGUAUUCAAUAAGGAUGAUGAGCAGCAGUUGCUAACAGGAUGUAAAUCUCCAAAAUCUAAAGGAGCAAGUUUAAAAUUAAAAGAGGACAUGAAGUCAGAAAAGAAACCUGGAUUUUGGGACAAUUUGAUGAUCAAACAGAACAUCCAGUCAAGGAAACCAGAUGAAAUUGAAGGCUGGGAGCCUCCGCAGAUUCCUGCCAGUGACCACCUCAGCGAUGCAGGAGAUACUUUAAGUGACUAUUCGUCUUGGUCUGGCUGGGAAGAUGAAACCAAAGGCUCCACAAAAUACACAAACCUGGCAAGCUCGGCUAACAGUUCAAGGUGGAGUAUCAAAUCUGCAGGAAGAUUGGUUAGCAUUAGGCGACAGAGCAAAGGUAAUCUGACUGAUAACUGGGAAGAGCUAGAAUGAUACACAGAAUGUGUAACGUUCUGUACAUUUAUGAUGGGCAACAUGAUUCAUGUAUGUCUUCAAACCAAAAUCAAAUCUGCUUAAUAUUGCACCUUUUUACAGAGCUAUUGUUCACUUUACUAUAAAUGCCCUGGUACUUUGGUUUUCCACACUGAACAAAGCACCUGAUUUGUGCCUCUAUUUCACUCAGUUGUACUGGAUAGUAUCUUGUUUUGCUCUUUUUAAAAAUAGUGAA
Messenger RNA from Euleptes europaea (tarantolino), 868 nucleotides. RefSeq names its product testis development related protein (gene TDRP). Bases 7 to 633 code for a protein of 208 amino acids. Gene Ontology annotation, biological process: spermatogenesis. The transcript is spliced from 4 exons. Gene Ontology annotation, cellular component: cytosol; nucleus. NCBI's taxonomy places the organism in Eukaryota, Metazoa, Chordata, Lepidosauria, Squamata, Sphaerodactylidae. The record is from RefSeq and is a predicted model, not a curated record.